AUGAGCAACCACAGCAGCAGCAGCACCUCAGACUUCAUCUUGCUGGGUCUUUCUUCCAAUCCCUGGAUGCAGAAACCCCUUUUUGGCAUCUUCAUCACAAUGUACCUUGUCACAGUGAUGGGGAAUGUGCUCAUCAUCUUGGCCAUCCAUUCUGACUCCAGGCUCCAUACCCCCAUGUACUUUUUCCUCAGCAACUUGUCAUUCAUGGAUAUCUGCUUUACAACAGUCAUUGUGCCCAAGAUGCUAGUGAACUUGCUCUCAGAGACAAAGACUAUCUCCUAUGUGGGAUGCCUGGUUCAGAUGUACUUCUUCAUGGCCUUAGGGAACACUGAUAGCUACCUGCUGGCCUCCAUGGCCAUUGACCGACUGGUGGCCAUCUGCAAUCCUUUACUAAGAAUCAUUGUCACUGUGCUCAGGAUCCCCUCUGCAGCUGGAAAGUGGAAAGCCUUCUCUACCUGUGGCUCCCACCUCACUGUAGUGACCCUGUUCUAUGGGAGUAUCAUCUAUGUCUACUUUAGGCCUUUGUCCAUGUACUCUGUGGUGAAGGACCGGGUAGCUACUGUUAUGUAUACAAUAGUGACACCUAUGAUGAAUCCUUUCAUCUAUAGCCUGAGGAACAAAGAUAUGAAGAGAGGUUUGAAGAAGUUAAUGGAUAGAGUUCACUCAUAG
Mastomys coucha (southern multimammate mouse) is the source of this 669-nucleotide messenger RNA. RefSeq names its product olfactory receptor 1L6-like. The coding region runs from base 1 to 669 and encodes 222 amino acids. NCBI's taxonomy places the organism in Eukaryota, Metazoa, Chordata, Mammalia, Rodentia, Muridae. The record is from RefSeq and is a predicted model, not a curated record. Gene Ontology annotation, molecular function: olfactory receptor activity; G protein-coupled receptor activity. Gene Ontology annotation, cellular component: membrane. The transcript has 2 exons. Gene Ontology annotation, biological process: G protein-coupled receptor signaling pathway.